Microtus ochrogaster (prairie vole) is the source of this 645-nucleotide messenger RNA. It is a transcript of the gene Pcp2, whose product is annotated as Purkinje cell protein 2. The record is from RefSeq and is a predicted model, not a curated record. Gene Ontology annotation, molecular function: guanyl-nucleotide exchange factor activity; protein binding. Lineage: Eukaryota; Metazoa; Chordata; Mammalia; Rodentia; Cricetidae.
ACCACCAGCUUCUUGAGGUCUCAGUACCCAUGACUGACAGGAUUAACUCAUUUGUAGGGCAUCUAAUUAGCAAGCAAGUCUCUGGGGUCCCCUGACCCAGUUACCAUAACACAUGGGGGGUAUAUUAGGAGGGUAUAAGUGCCCCUCCCCCUGCCCAGGGCAAAUGGUUGGAUUCCUAGUACUGUUCCCCCCAAGAGAUGAUAGGUGCUAUGAUUUAGGGGCACUUCUGAGCCCCAUUUCUCUGGCAGGUUCACCAGACCAAGAAGGCUUCUUCAACCUGCUGAGCCACGUACAGGGCGAUCGGAUGGAGGAGCAGCGCUGUUCCUUGCAGGCUGGUCCAGGCCAGACCCCAGAAAGCCAGGGUGGCCCUGCUCCCGAGAUGGACAAUCUCAUGGAUAUGCUGGCCGACACCCAGGGCCGCCGCAUGGAUGACCAGCGUGUAACAGUCAAUUCCCUGCCUGGCUUCCAACCUAUCGGUCCCAAGGAUGGAAUGCAGAAACGACCCGGGACCCUCAGCCCUCAACCCCUGCUCACCCCUCAGGACCCUGCUGCACUCAGCUUCCGCAGGAACAGCAGCCCCCAGCCCCAGACACAAGCUCCUUGAGAGUUCUAGCCAUCCUGGGCCCCCCCACUGGCCCCUGAAAA